AGCAGUCACAUUCGAUAGCCAUAUGGUGCACUUGAUGUGUCAAAACAUCGAAUGCGAAAGCACACACGAUAUCAUGCAUCUUAUGUACUACUAAUAAUGGAUAGCUUCGGCAUUUUAUUACUUAUUUAAUAUCAGUAUAAUUCUUGUGCUCUUUCUCUCUCUCUCUCUCUCUCUCUCUAUAUACAUAUAUUUAUAUCUAAGUCUUUCCUAACCGGCAAUGGGCAAGAGAUAUUAUUGCGACUAUUGUGACAGAUCCUUUAAAGACGACGUCGAAGCUCGUAAGAAGCAUUUGUCCAGUCUACAGCACAUGAAAAAUCGAGCAAAUCAUUACAGCAUCUUCAAAGAUGCACUCUGGAAAAGAGGAUGCAAGAUCAUCACUGGACAGGAAAGCCAGCAUUUUCUAUCAUUUUCUAUUCAUUAUUUUGACCACAAAGAUCCAGAGACAAUACUGAAGGAGGAAUACAAAAAAACUCCGUGUAAACGCCACAUGAGUUUCGGGGACUGCGCUUUCGGUUUUGGUUGUCGAUUUUCGCAUUACACACCAUAUAUGAUAUGGACACUGGAACGACUCGUCGCAACGAAGAAUUCCAAAGAGUCGCUACCGCCCAAGGGUGGUUGGCCGAAUCCAGAAGAUAUCAUCAAAGAAUACUUCAAGAACGUGACUGACUCGAGCGACAUCGAGGAGUUUAAUUACCCGGUUUGGAAUAUAUCGUCGCAAUUGGUCGAUUAUCCCAACUUGCCGCCGUCUCUGUGGCCCAGUACGCCCGAAAAUGCGGUAAACAGCAGUUUAAGCAAAUGGGGUUGAGCGAGUGAUGGCGAAUGAUGUGACGUAAAUAACUCAUUUCUACAAAUAAUUACAUUUCGUUGUGCAGUA
Odontomachus brunneus is the source of this 874-nucleotide messenger RNA. Its product is annotated as zinc finger matrin-type protein 5. Gene Ontology annotation, molecular function: nucleic acid binding; zinc ion binding. The transcript is spliced from 4 exons. The record is from RefSeq and is a predicted model, not a curated record. The coding region runs from base 218 to 805 and encodes 195 amino acids. Lineage: Eukaryota; Metazoa; Arthropoda; Insecta; Hymenoptera; Formicidae. Gene Ontology annotation, cellular component: U12-type spliceosomal complex; nucleus.